UGGAAGCGGACAACGAAAAUGGGAAUAUUAAUUGAGUGGACAUGUAUGAAGCUCCAGUAAGUAGAGACAGAGAGAGAGAGAGCAGUGAUUGAUAUCCGAGCCCCACAAACCUCCAUUACACCAGUAGACCUCUUUCUUUUCUUGGUUUCUUCCUCGAUUUGAUCGUUCCUUUCUUUCUCUCCCUUUGCUUCUCUACAAAACUUUCUUUUUCUCUCUCUUUUCUUUGCCAGUAAUGGCAGUGCAUCAGUAGCAGGGAGAGAGUUUUCAUCGGGAAGGUAAAGCUUUUACCUCAGCGCCUCAAAGAUAACACAUUUCAUGAACCACCGCCUCUUCUUCUAUUGCUGAGUGAGAUCUCUCUCUUCCUUACCCCGCGUGCGCUCUGCUAUUCCACUGGAAAGCUCUUAUUUUCUCUCUCCGUCUCUCCUCCCCGCUCCCUUCCCUUUUCUUCUCCUCGCAAACAGAUAAGAGUGAGUGGGAGAGAGGGAAGUUUGCGUUUCUGGAGAGAGUUAAAUGCUUUUAAAGACCCAGAAAGAUAAACACUCAUUUCCCGAAGGAAAUCUGAGCAGUCUUUUGCAGACCAGGCAAGAGUGUAAAGCCCACAAAGAUAACAAAACUGACUCACUUCUUGCUAUUACUACUACUGCUGCUAUCCCUAUUUAGGAUUUCCUGUAAAAAGGCUGUUUGUUGUAGCAUAAAUCUCGGGAGAUCACUGCUGAUACAAUACCAACAAUCUUUAGAGCAAAAGAGACUGCGUAGGAGAGAGAAAGACGAAACAGAAAGAGAUUGAUAAAAUUGUUUGUACUACUACUAUAUAUCUAAGCACGAGGGAACUAAAGGAUAAGACAGAAGUGUGACGGAGAGAUAAUGGAGUGUGGAUCCAAUAGCACUUCUUGUAUGAUGGCUUUUGGAGGCAACAGCAAUGGACUAUGUCCUACGAUGAUGAUGCCUCUCAUGACUUCUCAUCACCAUCCUCCUACCCCUCCACAUCCUAAUGCAGACUCAUCAUCAAAUACUCUACUACUUCCUCUCCCUCCCACCAACAAUCAAGACCAAAACCCUAAUAGUGGCUGUUGCUCUUCUAUGAUUCUUGACGAUCACAACCACAACAGCAACGGCAAUACCGCCUGUUAUUUCAUGGACAACAGCACUGCUUCUGUCAAGGUCAAGAUCAUGGCUCAUCCUCACUACCAUCGUCUCUUGGCUGCCUACAUCAACUGCCAAAAGGUUGGAGCACCACCUGAAGUAGUGGCUAGAUUAGAAGCUUGUGCAUCUGCAGCGGUAAUGGGCCCAUCAAGCACGAACUGUAUCGGUGAAGAUCCGGCCCUUGACCAGUUCAUGGAGGCUUACUGUGAGAUGCUGACCAAGUACGAGCAAGAGCUCUCGAAGCCCUUAAAGGAAGCCAUGCUUUUCCUCCAGAGUGUAGAUUGCCAAUUCAAAGCCCUCACUGUUUCCUCUCCAAAUUCUGCUUAUGGCGAGGCCAAUGAAAGGAAUGGAUCUUCUGAAGAAGAAGUUGAUGUGAACAGCAACUUCAUUGAUCCCUUGGCAGAAGACCAGGAACUGAAAGGUCAGCUACUGCGCAAGUACAGUGGGUAUUUAGGCAGUCUCAAGAAGGAGUUCAUGAAAAAGAGAAAGAAGGGGAAGUUACCUAAAGAAGCCAGACAACAGUUACUGGAUUGGUGGAGCAGACAUUACAAAUGGCCUUAUCCAUCGGAAUCACAAAAGUUGGCACUAGCAGAAUCUACUGGUCUGGAUCAGAAGCAAAUUAACAACUGGUUCAUUAACCAAAGGAAGCGACACUGGAAACCAUCCGAGGAUAUGCAGUUCGUGGUGAUGGAUGCCGCCCAUUCUCAUUAUUACAUGGAUAAUGUUCUCAGUAAUCCAUUUCCAAUGGAUAUCUCUCACUGAGUUGGAAUGCAAGUGUAUUUGUAAGUAGACUGUGAAUUGAAAUGGAAGAAUUAUAAUAUAUGGUAUGCACUAAUAUGCUUUGGAGGUAGUAAAUGUAACCAACUGUUAAACUAGUGGUUCUCUUAUUAUUGAGAGAUAUAUAGUAUAAAUUUUGGACUGUUCUACACUGAACUGGAUGUGAAAUGGUUAGUUGCUGAACUGCGUGUGAAGGACUUCAUAUUUAUGUUUAAGGUCUUGAGGAAAUUGCUUCCAAUAAUUGUAACAAACAUGGUUCAUGUUUUGUUUUACUUUCUAGCUGAAGGGUAUGUUUGGAUC
Manihot esculenta (cassava) is the source of this 2220-nucleotide messenger RNA. RefSeq names its product homeobox protein SBH1. Gene Ontology annotation, molecular function: DNA binding; DNA-binding transcription factor activity, RNA polymerase II-specific. Gene Ontology annotation, biological process: regulation of DNA-templated transcription. The coding region runs from base 865 to 1905 and encodes 346 amino acids. The transcript has 4 exons. The record is from RefSeq and is a predicted model, not a curated record. Lineage: Eukaryota; Viridiplantae; Streptophyta; Magnoliopsida; Malpighiales; Euphorbiaceae. Gene Ontology annotation, cellular component: nucleus.